This is a messenger RNA of Aphidius gifuensis, 1799 nucleotides long. RefSeq lists its product as uncharacterized. Bases 1 to 1296 code for a protein of 431 amino acids. NCBI's taxonomy places the organism in Eukaryota, Metazoa, Arthropoda, Insecta, Hymenoptera, Braconidae. The record is from RefSeq and is a predicted model, not a curated record. The transcript has 8 exons.
AUGAAUUUAAUGAUUAAUUACAGUAUUACGGAUGAUGUAAAUACACUAAACAUUGAAGAAUCUUUCAAAAGAUUUAUCAACAGUAUCCAGAAAAUUCGCAGCAGAUAUUGUGGUAGUAAUAUUCCACCAACACAAUUUAUCAUUCAACAAUUAUAUAAUUUUAUAAUUACUGUACAAAUGGAACUAUCAAUAAAUGAUAUUAAUAAUUUAUUUGACCAAUUGAUAAAGAUUGAACCUGUAUUUAAAAAUAUUUCAACACCUUUUGUCUAUUUACCUGAUAAAGAAAAAUCACAGUGUGUUGGUGAUCAUGAAAUAUUAAAAAAUCAAAAUAUAUGUCCAGGAAUUAUCAGUGAUUGUGUUGAUGGAAAUUUAAUUCUAUAUUGUCUCGAGUUAAAAAAUAUACCUUCUGUAAAUUUUCCAUUCAUUCAAGUGUGGAAUAAAGACAAAGGAUAUUUUUCUCUCACGAAGAAUGGAUUUUCUGAUUUAGUAACAAAUGAACAUGGAACUAUAAAUGAUUGUUUUAAAAAUCCAACUAAAACAUUGAGAACCACAGAUACUUGCUAUCCUCAAAAAUGUACAUGUAACGAAACAAAAUAUUCAUUAAGAAUAAAAAAUAAAAUUGUCAUCUCAACACGAUUAAUAAAAUCUGAUGUUGAAAAUAACAUGGUUAUUACUGGUGUGAGAUUUGUCAAAAAUAAUGAAACAAUUUACACACAAAUACGAGAAGGUAAAUUAUUAGCUGGUGGAUAUAUAAAUCAAACAACUGUCAAAUGGAAGCCUAUUAAGUAUUUGAGUAAAAAUAUAAUUGAUGAAAAGCUAAAAAGUGAUAGUAAAGAAUUCAUCGAAAUUGAUAAGAAAAAUAAAUCAAUUAAUAUGGAUGCUGUUAAUUGUAAAUCUGAUUCUUCAAUUGUCACUGGUAUUAGACUAAAGUCUCAUGAUAAUCGUAUAUCUUUGACAAUUGUUUGUCAUAAUGUUGACUGGAUAAAUGGAACUUUAUCAACUGACAUGAAAACAAUUAUUUAUCCAGUUAAAAAAAACGAUAAAAAUUUAAAACAAAUCGUUGAAGGUACAGGAAAUCGAUCAGAACUUUUGGGUAAUAAUGAUCAUGGUAAAAAUGCAUCAUUAAAUCGUGAAAAUAAUUAUGAAGAAUUUGUUAAUUUGUCAUUUGAUGGACAAGAUGUUAUGAGUACAAUAAGUGUACCAAUAUCUGGAGUUGAAAUUUAUCAAAAAAAUAAUAACAGCUCGUCUUAUUUUAUUGCAUAUCGUUUGUAUUCAAUUGAUUACAGUAAAUUGUAAAUUUAAAAGUACAAAUAUUUCUCCUAUUAUAAAAAGAACACAAAGAAUUUUUUUAGCAUUUGUUUAUAAUUAUACUUUUAUUGUUUCCUCUGUUACAUUGACACGUUGCUACAUGUUGUUAAGUAGUUGCUACGUUUGUUUAUUUUCGGCAGUUAAUUUAUGUAGAUUAUAAUAUAAAUAAAUAAUAAUAAAGUGAUUGUUAAUAAUUAUAUGUAAUUAUGAUGAAUAAAGUGGUGAUAAUAAAGAUACAAAAGAAUAAAUACGGUGUUGUUCUGUUAUUUAAAUAGUAAACUUAUUUUAAUGUUAAGUUAGUAGUUGAAAAAUUCACGAAUACCUCCUUCAGCAUUCUAUAUUCCUGAUGAAUUCCUAAGUAAAAUCUUUGAAAAUUACUUCUUCGAUUUUCUGUUAGCCUGAUAUUUUUAGAAAAACAUUUUAAAAAUUCGUAUCAGGAACAUAGAAUGACCGAAGAGGUAUUUGAUGUUUUUUGAAAUUUACCUCCUUGA